This is a messenger RNA of Oryza brachyantha (malo sina), 960 nucleotides long. RefSeq names its product OVARIAN TUMOR DOMAIN-containing deubiquitinating enzyme 4-like. NCBI's taxonomy places the organism in Eukaryota, Viridiplantae, Streptophyta, Magnoliopsida, Poales, Poaceae. Gene Ontology annotation, biological process: protein deubiquitination; endoplasmic reticulum unfolded protein response. Gene Ontology annotation, molecular function: cysteine-type deubiquitinase activity. The coding region runs from base 227 to 748 and encodes 173 amino acids. The record is from RefSeq and is a predicted model, not a curated record. Gene Ontology annotation, cellular component: nucleus; cytosol. The transcript is spliced from 6 exons.
UGGAUUGGAACAGGGGACAGAAGCGGAGUGCGCAGCCUGUGCCGCUGGGGGGAAUCCAAUUCCUUCUUCUCCGCUCGCUUUGUGCUAUUCCGCCCCCCCCCCUCCCUCGCCGCCGCCCUGGGCCCCGGCCACCCUUCUCCUCCAUUCCUUCCACCAUCCCGUCUUCCCCUUCGUGAAGAGGAGGAGGAGGAGGAGGAGGAGGAACAUCGCCGCGCGGGCACGGCAGAUGUCGGAUCGGGAGCUCCGCCCGCUGCGAUCGAUCCGAAUUACCGGGGACGGGAGAUGCCUCUUCAGGUCUGUUGCUUAUGGUGCUUGCUUAAGGAGAGGAAAGCAGUCGCCAAGCGACAGCGUCCAGAAGGAGCUUGCUGAUGAGCUUCGAUCGAAAGUAGCAGAUGAGUUUGUCAGGAGAAGAGGAGACACUGAAUGGUUCCUCGAAGGAGACUUUGAGAGCUAUGUGAGACAGAUGAGAAAGCCUCAUGUUUGGGGAGGAGAACCUGAACUGCUCAUGUGUUCCCAUGUUCUUCAGAUGCCCAUCACUGUCUACAUGUAUACCAAGGGCUCUGAUAGCCCUAGGAUCAUAGCGGAAUACGGUCAGGAGUAUGGGAAGGACAAUCCAAUCUGUGUUCUCUACGAUGGUUACGGACACUACAAUGCGCUGCAGCCAUCUCUUGAGAGGAAUACAGAUAACCGGAGAUUACGCUACCUAAGAUUGUUCUCAAGGACAGUAUCAAGCUCCUCUGCUACUUGAUUUUGCUGAAUCUGACAAACUGUAUAGCACUAUAGCGGUAUAGCACAUAUGAAAUGCUUGCCUGGCUUUACUGUUCCAUAUUUCAUAUAUCAAGGCUGAUGUUAAAUAACUUCAGAUAUGUAACUCUUGGUCCAACCAGAAGUUGAGUACAUACCUGACAUUAUGUAUAGAACAAUGUGCAUACUUAGAGCUCAAGAAUCCUAGUGCUGCGA